CGCUUCCUGGAAGCGUCUUUGUGCCGCUGGAGCCUGCGCGCAGGGGCAGGCGGGGCCGAGGCAGGCGGCACUUCCUGUGCUGCCGGGAGCGAGCGCAGCCGGCGGCUCCGACCCGCGCGCCGCAUGGAGUGACCGCGGCCGGGACAGCGCAGGGAGCACACCCACCCGCCCGAAUUGCUGCGAGUCCCAGGCGGGCCCCAGGCUGCUGCGGGGCAUUGCUCUAUAGAAGAUGCACUAUUACCGAUACUCUAAUGCAGAAGUCAGCUGUUGGUACAAAUACCUGCUCUUCAGUUACAACAUAAUCUUCUGGCUGGCUGGAGUUGCCUUCCUUGCAGCUGGGCUUUGGGCAUGGAGUGAAAAGGGUGUACUGUCUGAUAUAACAAAGGUAACCCGUCUCCACGGCUUUGAUCCAGUAGUGCUUGUCUUGAUUGUUGGAGUAGUGAUGUUCACCCUGGGAUUUGCUGGCUGUGUAGGAGCACUGAGAGAGAACAUCUGCCUUCUGAAGUUUUUCUGUGGAACAAUUGUGUUCAUCUUUCUGUUGGAGCUGACUGUGGCAGUACUAGCUUUCUUGUUCCAGGACUGGGUGAGGGAGAAGUUCAAAGAAUUCUUUGAGAUCAACAUUAAAUCGUACAGGGAUGAUAUUGACCUUCAGAACCUCAUUGAUUCACUGCAGAAGAUUAACCAUUGCUGUGGUGCUCAGGGUCCAGAAGAUUGGGAUCUUAACAUUUACUUCAACUGCAGCAGUGAAAGCAAAAGUCGUGAGAAAUGUGGGGUUCCUUUUUCCUGCUGUGUACCUGAUCCUGCUCAAAAGGUUGUGAAUACACAGUGUGGAUAUGACAUCAGAAUGCAGAGUAAAAAUAAAUGGGAUAACUUAAUUUUCACCAAGGGUUGUAUCCCUGCUCUUGAAGCCUGGCUACCAAGAAACAUCUACAUUGUUGCAGGAGUAUUCAUAGCAAUCUCAUUGCUACAGAUUUUUGGGAUUUUCCUGGCCAGGACGCUGAUUUCUGAUAUUGAAGCUGUGAAGGCAGGGAAUAAUUUCUGAAGAUGAAAGCAGGCACCCACUGUGAAGACAAGUAUAUUUCACUGCUAUUAAUUGGAAAUAAAGGUCAAAGAGACAGACACGUGCAGGCCUUGAAGUACUCCUGGUUUAAAAGCCUUAUUUCUAUAUCAUCUGGCUCUUAUCCUGCUUCUGCUUUUCUGCCUCAAGUUGGUGCAGAAAGAGAUCACCCAGCACCAUAUCUGUAUUUCUUAUUUUCCAGCGGAAGACUCAAGCACUAAAAUUACAUCUUUUUUUAUUACUGAAGAGGCAAGAUUCCAAGAAUGAGACACAGACUUAGAUGUUAGCAAGCAGAAAUGGAAACUGUUGUAAACUCUUCUCAUGACCAACUUUGUUACUAUAGGGGCCAUUCUGUCUUGACUUCCUGUUAUCCCUAUAAGAGGUUAGAAAUGUUACGUUUGCAACUUGAGUGAUAACUUCAUCUCUUGCAUUGUUUGCUAUAGUCCUAGAAGCAGGUGUCAUAAAGAUCUAUGAAGAUGAGACUGGUAAAAUAGGAAAAGAUGGUAUUGUCAAAAUAUUGCAACCUAUUCUGGAGGCAUCAAGCAUUUCAUUGUCUCCUAUUUGAAUAGAAGGUCAAUGCAGUUAUGUGGUAAGAUAAUUAGUAGUCAUGAUAGUCUUGUUAGAAAAUUUGAAAAAUCACUAAAUAGGUAAUAAAGCAUUGACUGUGCAGAAGCAGGGAAUAUUUCAGAUGAUCAGAGGUAACACAGAUAUUUCAGUUGCAGGAACUUGUGCUUGAAACCAGGAACUGAAUGACAGAAGCCAUUUUGAAAUUGCUUAUCUACAUGUAUUCCUCAAGAAAAGAAGAAAUUGUAAUUGUACAUUGAUAGCAUUAUAUGUUGGAAACCUUUUCUUUCAGGAUUUGGAGGGGUUAGAGUCUCUGUUUCUCCUUCUUGGAAGCUUGUAAAUAUUUUUUAUUUAUGCGGGGGGGACUUUCUGAAUUGCUUAAACCUUUUUAACUUUUAAAAAGGUGCUGUCUGCUGGGCUGAGGACAUUUCAAAAUGCUGUUAAGUCCCAGAGAUGGCUAGAGAUGCUGUAGUCCAGAUUUAGCCUCGGAUCUAAUAUCUCCCAGACCCAAUGCACUGCGCAUUGUCAUUUUUAAAAUCCCCUUCACCCAUUUUCUGAGACUUCUGAUUGCUAAUGGUAGAGCUAAAAAAACCCUUCAAGAACUCAAAACCAUGCAUGUAACCCUGUGAUUCAUGGUAUUUCUGGCUA
Molecule: messenger RNA, 2269 nt
Organism: Gavialis gangeticus (Gharial)
Lineage: Eukaryota; Metazoa; Chordata; Crocodylia; Gavialidae
Gene: TSPAN14
Product: tetraspanin 14
Exons: 9
Coding region: 230-1042 (270 amino acids)
Biological process (GO): regulation of vascular endothelial growth factor signaling pathway; protein localization to plasma membrane; protein maturation
Cellular component (GO): membrane
Source: RefSeq, a predicted model, not a curated record